AUGAAGUUCUCCUGUGCCUUCAUCACGCUGCUUGCGAGCGGCUGCAUGUCUCAACGAGCACCAGCAUGGACCAUCGAUAAAAGUUGUGACACCUACGACAACCAAAACAUCAGGGAUAAGAUCAAAGACUCUGUUCUUGAAGGCCUGAAGCUUGCAGAAGAUGCUGUCGGUGUCAUGAGAGAUCAUGCAGACGAUCCUUGGGUCCAAGAAAUGAGCAAGCUAGUUUUGGGUCGUCGCGACGGGUUCGAAACCCGUUUUGAAGCCGCUAGACAGACCCUCGAGCGUGUUGCCGCAUUUGAGCGCGCACCUAGCAACCAUCUACCUCUGACAGAUGAGUGGAAAUCUAUGAGCAACAAUCGUGACUGGGAAAUAUAUUGCAACGCCGACAGAUUCCAGAAGGGUGACAGAUUCACCAAGAACGCCGCUUUCGGUAAUAGGUAUCUGUGGCCCGACACAGCGGCGAACUUCAGACGCUGCUACAACAACGAGUUUCAGUCCGGGUCCGGCAUAGACGGCGCAAAGAUGACCACUUUGACGUCUGACAUUAUCGACAAGGUCGCUUUUGCGGCUGCCUACCGUCCCGCCGGCAGCACAGCAAAAAUAGAAGAUUUCACAACCGAGUCGGUAUACGCAUCUUCAACGGACGUUUGUUUGUGGUUUCUUGACAAGACCUACAGACAAGGAUUCCCUCAAAUUGACAAUCAACUUUUAGAAAUGGUCAAGUCUGAUGGAUUUCGUGCUGGUUUUACGCAUGGUGUCCCGGUCGAUGGACUGAAAACUGCUAGUUUUACAUUCCUUCAUGAGUUAACCCACACUACCCAAGGCGGGAAGCUCAAGGACCUCACAGACUUGCCACCCGAAAUUCCCUCUUGCUACAACUGGUACUGCGUCACAAAAAUGGCGCUAGAGCCUUCUAUUGAGGUUGAAAGAAACGCAGAUUCGAUAGCAAUACUGGCCUUGGCACUGAGAGUAUGGAAAAUGAACCACCAUGUUGACGCAGACGGUGUCAUUCAUGAGAUCCCAAGGACCUAG
Messenger RNA from Colletotrichum siamense, 1032 nucleotides. RefSeq lists its product as uncharacterized. Bases 1 to 1032 code for a protein of 343 amino acids. The transcript has 6 exons. Lineage: Eukaryota; Fungi; Ascomycota; Sordariomycetes; Glomerellales; Glomerellaceae. The record is from RefSeq and is a predicted model, not a curated record.